AUGCAACGGACAGUCUGCGCAAAGUUCGCCAUGUCUGGGGGGAGCUUUUCUCCCAUUGCAGCCUUCUCGGUGACUGGUCAUGGGCAGCCCCGAUUCAGCUUAUCCCAGCCGCAAACUGCCCCGAAGCGCCUCCAGCACCUGGUUCCAGUGCGCCCGUACGUCUCUCGCAGAAGUGAGCUGCCCAUGCGCGCCGGAGCGCAACCAAGACGCCGAACAUCUUGGAAGUCGAUGUCGCGACUGUUGGCCGUUGUUUUUCCCUUCUCCACGCUGCUUUUUGGCCGGUACGCUUGGGCGCGCGGUCUUUCGAGAGCGGGGGGGACGAAGGCUGGGAUUGUGGCUGCGAAGUUGAGCACGACUCAGCUGCUCUGGGCUUCGGGCAUAGUCGGCGCCACCGGGAGCUUGACACUCUGGUUGCGGGGUUUGAGCGAUCUUGCCGAAGCGAUGCUCUGGAGCUGCCUUCGCUGUGCUCUGCAGCUCUACCUGCUCGGGGGGCUGAUCUUGAACUGGCUCUUCGGCACGCGCCACCCGGGCAUCGUCCUCGCCUGGGUGCUGGGCGUGGGCCUCCUGGCGGCGCAGCAGGCCCUGUCGCGGCUGGAGUACACCUACGAUGGCCUCCCGCGGCACCUUCUCGUCUCCAUCCUCUCCGGCGUCCUCUCCGUGCAGGGCGUCGCCAUGGCUUUGGGCCUCUUCGGGCGGCCAAACCCCUGGUGGCAGCCACACAGCGUCGUGCCCGUCUCGGGGAUGCUCUUUGGCAACGCGACCUCGGCGGCCGCGCUGGCGGUGACGGGGCUGCUGCGGGGCUUUGCGGAGCAGAGAUCCGCACUGGAGCUGCGGCUGGCACGCGGCGCCACGGCCACCGAGGCCAUCAGGCCACUGAUCCGGAGCAGCCUCUCCGACGCCCUGACCCCCACCAUCAACACGCUGGCGGUCACGGGCGUGGUGCACCUGCCUGGGAUGAUGACGGGGCAGAUUCUGGCAGGUCAGAGCCCGCAGCAGGCGGCGGCUUACCAGACCCUGAUCCUCUUCCUCAUCGCUUCAACGGAUCGGCCUGCUCUGCCUGGCACUCCAGCAAGCUUUUUCAAGGAGCUCUGCAGCUACCGGAGCCAGGAGUCGGCUGACCUCCCUCUCUCAGACGCGCGCGCCUAUGCCGCGACUUGGCGUCUCGAUCCCAGCGCCUUUGACAGGCCCUGGGCGGAGCUCUCGGGCGGUGAGGCGCAGCGCGUCGCUCUAGCCCUGGCUUUGGCAACGCAGCCCCAGGUGCUGCUCCUGGACGAAGCCAUCUCGGGCCUCGACGUCGCCACUCAGAAGCUCGUGGAGGCAUCCUUAGCGGCGAGCCGGGUUCCCAUUGUCAUGGUGACACAUUCCCCGGAGCAGCUCCGCCGCUUCUGCACGCACCACUUGGAUCUGGCACCAGAGGAAAAAGAGGUCUUGAGCUACGACACAUUCCGUGACGUGUCUCUGCGUGAGGGGCUGUGUCGCGGCUUUCACGAGUCUCAGCUUCUCUUCGGCCACUUCGCGCAGGGCCGCAGCGCCGUGCCCGUGAACGACUUGGCCGCCUUGGUGCUGGGAGACUUGGAUGCCAAGCGCCAGCAGGUUGUGCUUGAGGUGUGGUCAAAGCUGGAUCCGGAGGGUCUGAGAAAAGUGCCGGUUUGGCAACUCCUUCGCCACUUCGACGUGAGGCGUCUGCCGGACGUCCGGUUCGGGCGCGAGGACGUCGAGGGCGCACGCCAGAAACUGCUCGAGGGCCUGGGCGUUGUUCAGUGCCUUGCGGCAGACAGGGCUGCCGAGUUCGACCUAGAAGAAGCUGCAGCGCGGCGCCGGCCCGCUCCGAUCGGACUGCCGGGGGGCGGGCCCGUGGUUGCGCCAGCCGGGAGGGCCGGCAUCCGUGCCCGGGAGUUCGAAGAUGCGAAGAGGGAGCUCCAGUCGCGGGGAGAGGCCAUUGACCCCGAAGCCGUGGUCACCUUCGAAGCCUGGCAGGCCUACUUCAUGGCAGUCUCUGUGGGUGUCCUGGACGACGACGUUUUCGCCCUGACGCUUCGAGAUCCUCUUCGCACCUUCGAGGUGCAUGGGAAGGCGCAUGCGCAGCGUCUCGUCAUGGAGGUUCCCGAGAAGCAUCGGCCAUGCAACUUGCGGUUGCUCGGAACUUUCGCGGACGGCUCGCGACAAGCGCUGACGCUGCGCGAUGACUCGGGCCUCGAACAUCUCAGCGGCAACGCCGGCUGCGGCGAUGGCCAGUUCUGGACCUGGGGUCCGAAGGUUCGCGAUGAGAUCAUCCGCCGUUUCAAGGCGGAAGGUUACGAAGGGCUCCAGACAGUGAGCCUGAGACCCUUCUGA
Molecule: messenger RNA, 2334 nt
Organism: Symbiodinium sp. CCMP2456
Lineage: Eukaryota; Dinophyceae; Suessiales; Symbiodiniaceae
Source: the annotation of a GenBank genome assembly